Effrenium voratum is the source of this 1353-nucleotide messenger RNA. Lineage: Eukaryota; Dinophyceae; Suessiales; Symbiodiniaceae. The record is from the annotation of a GenBank genome assembly.
AAGACGCCGACAAGGCUCAAGCCUUUGUGAGAGCUCAUUGAUUUGCACUAUUAGACUAUGGCGGCACAGGUGCAAUCAGAAAGCCUCGAGGCAGAUGCCCGACAGCCUCAACAGCUUGAGCAGCAACCUGGGGAUCAACCAGAGAAUGUGUCUGCGGCAGCUAACGAGCUUCAACCGCAGGCAAGGCGAGUGACCUUUGAGCUGACGGCAGAUGGCAGCUCAGAGACCGAGGUGCAAUCAGAAAGCCUCGAGGCAGAUGCCCGACAGCCUCAACAGCUUGAGCAGCAACCUGGGGAUCAACCAGAGAAUGUGUCUGCGGCAGCUAACGAGCUUCAACCGCAGGCGCGGCGAGUGACCUUUGAGUUGACGGCAGAUGGCAGCUCAGAGACCGAGGCAGAUGCAAGCAGGCCAGAGGUUGCUCGAGGCUUCACGAUGAGGAGCAGACUUUCAUCGUGGCGAAUUCCGGAGGCUUCUGACAAAAUGCCUCUCUACGUGCAGAGGGCAUUUCGAGUCAAGAUCUUUGCUUUGCUGGCAUUUCAGCAAGCAGCAUGCUUCUUGAUGAUGGUGGGCAUCCACGCCUUGAUCCUGGUCGAGGUGGGGCCACAUGUGGAGCGUUCGUUGACCGUUCAGGCAGUGUACUACAUGUUGAGCUUUGCGGACAUGAUUAUCCUGAUGAAGCUGUGGAUGGUUAGAGAUUCGUACCCUUGUAACUAUCUACUGCUGACUGUCAUGACCCUUUUGUCCGGGAGCUUGUGGGGCCUCACAGAGACCAUCCUGCUGACCAAACUGCAUUUGUACAUCAUCGGCAUCGUUUCCUUGGCCAUGGCUGUGGCUGCCGCUGUCUCCUUCCUACUCACUUCAACUUACGGAUCUGAGAAAGACGUCCUGAUACCUUUGUUUACGGGCUGGGCAGCCGGCUCGGCAGCUGUGCUGACUGUUGCCCUGACUCUAUUUCGAAUUUCUUGGGAGCCGUUCGCAGCGUGUGGCUUUGUUGGUGGCCUGGUGCUUUUGCUGGUGUUGGAGACCCAGCAGUUUCUCUUCAGUAGCAAGCCGGACAAUGUCAUGGGCAUCAUCGUCAUCCUCAAUGCCAGUCUACUCAGCAUUGUUAGCAUCCCAUUCUGUGUGAUCCUGUUUGGAUUUCUGUAUGUGAGCCAAAGUGAAGAGAAUGCAGAAGCGCCUGCAGUGCCUGAACUUCCUGCAAGUGCAGAGCCCUAGGUGCCACAGUGGAGCAUGCCUUGUACAGAGCUGUAGCAAGAGAUUGCAGCACAUUCAUGUAUACAUUGUACAGGAAGGCCCCGGUAAAGCAACGGGAUGGUACUUCAAUGACUUUGACAUUCAUACGCUCCUGGGAAA